GGGGACUCGCAAUUUUACUAGUUUCCAUUGACUGUCGCUAAAACAUCAGAUUACUCAAAAUGACAGAGGCUCACAGCAAGAACAAAAAGUGGAUAGUGGCAUUGCAGCAGGAACGUCUGCCCGUUGGUCGAAUGGUCGGGAAGCUUAUCUACACGAAGGACCCAGGUUCGGGUGACUGUCGUGAUUAUGUUGUAAUAUCUCCAACAACCACUGCCGAUGGGAGCUACAUUGCUGAAAUCCAGAAUAUUCCUGCAGAUUUCUCGAGCUUCAUGGUGGGUCGGCACGUCGUCAAAGAUGGUGAUUUGUAUAUGAUCAAUCGAAUAGAUCCCCUUUUCUUGUAUUUGGCAACACAAACAAUCGAACAGUACGAGUCAACAGGAGCCGCUGAAACUGACAUAAAGAAGCCAAAAACUAAAAAGGCAUCUUGGCAACCUUACAAUCAAUUUUUGGAACAAAGCAAAUUACCGCUAGAGGUGACUAAAUUUAUAACGGAAAAGCAACUGAGCCAUAUUUGUUCGACUUUUGACAACGAAGAGCUCUACUUUAAGUUUAGUAUGGAAAAGUCCCUGAACUGGCUGAAGAAGAAGCAGGUUCGGGUAUUGGAAUCGUUAAUAACUCAGAACGAGCAGAGGCGAAAGACCAAUGAAUUAAAGUACUCUGCAGCGGGGGCCGAGAACGGUGACUCGAUGGGGGGAUCUGUCAGUUCAAAUUUUAAUUUCGGAAAUCCCGUUGGAGUUGUAACUCCUCCUGCGACGAAGGGAGCGAAUAGGAAGGUUGAGAUUAAACUGGAUACAAAGGCUCUGAAGAUAGAAAGUUUGCAAAUAAUUUGUAACUAYCUUAACGAAGCUUGGUCGAAAGCAUUUGUCCAACACAUGGGAUAUACAAUGGAACAAAUAGCCGAUAACGCAAAAGCGAAAUCGAAUCCUCAGACCAUAUCCAAUGAUAGGAACCCAAUUGCUCCGGCAGUGCUCACCGAGGACGAUCUGAAUGCAACUUCCUCCAAAAAGGCCGCGGCAGCUCAAAAGGACAGGAAAGCAGCUCGAACCGUGGGGAACAAGCGAUUGGCCAAAGUGAGCACGAAAGGCAUGAAAUCCAUCGGCAGUUUCUUCGGUGCUGCAAAGGCGAAAAAAGCCAAACAUUGAUCAUCCGAUGCAUGAAACACCAAAAACAGAACUCGGUGUUGAAAUAGCUUUUUCCCUACCGGUACGAUACUUGGACGAAUAGAAAAAUCUUGGCAUUCGAAUCUUCAAUAGAAAUUUGGGCUUUUAAAUCUAGUAUGUAGCACAAAGUACUUGAACUUACUCUGUCUGCAUCUCGAGGAUCAACAAAGCUCAAAUUAUGAGGAAAUUAUGGGCGGAUGGAGGUUAAAGCUAUGGAUAAAGGUUCAGCCGGAGU
Molecule: messenger RNA, 1395 nt
Organism: Pseudo-nitzschia multistriata
Lineage: Eukaryota; Bacillariophyta; Bacillariophyceae; Bacillariales; Bacillariaceae
Source: the annotation of a GenBank genome assembly